AUGUCUCACUUCCCGUGCCCCGUCUCCAUAGAGCCCAACUUCCUGCCCGUCGGCAGCUCGUUCGGCCACAACGCCGUCGUCCGCCCGACAUCUACCAACGCACUUUCGGCAUGCAUCAUCGCCGCCUCGAAACUGGGCAAGCAAGUCGUGCCCGAGUUCGGCGCCCCCGCCUACAACCCGGCUACCAUCUCGCAGCGUCUGGCCGGCGCUGUCGUCGCAAAGCUCGACGCCUUCAACUCGUUGCACGUCUCGCCGGACGGCACGGUGGUCAUCGGUGCCGCCGUCACCAUCGCCGCGCUCGUCUCCGCCGCCAGGCACGCUCGCAUACUCCUCCCGGUCCCGGACCUUCCGCACGAAACCGUGGUCGACGCGCUCAAGUCCGGCGUCCAGUCCCACUUUUCGCGCACCAUCGGCACGCUGCACAGCCGCCUCACGGCCGCGACAAUCGUGCAGCCCGACGGAGCGAUCGUGCAUGCCGCGCCGGAGACCGACGCCGCCCUCAUCGAUGACGCGCUUUCGCACAGCAGCACAGCCAUUGUCACUUCGCUCUUCUUCCGCGCCAUUCCGACCGCCGAGGCCGCAGAAUACUGGCUCGCUCGCACAGCUGUCAUGUACCACUCCGAGACCGCGCUCCGCUUGUUGACGGAUUUGUUUGCGACGGUCGCAAAGACCAUCACUGACCAGUCCGACAUCCUUGUCCACACCAAGGCCGCUAUGUACAACAUUCCGGUCAUCGUUGUCUACGUCUCUGGCAAGGGAGAGCAUUCUUCGGACGCAUUUCUCCACGCCGUCAAAGACGCCGUGCUUCGUGUCACGGGAAACUCUCCCCAGUCAACUGGCGUGUUUAAGGUUUUCAAGGGCGCGGCUGCUGGCCCCGAAACCAUUGCCUCGGGAGAGAUGGGACGUUUGCAAUAUGGCAAAGAAGCUGUUCUGUUGCACCAUACGUUCCCCAUGGCGCAGGUCGAGUCAGCGAUCCAAGAUAUCAGUGUGGUUGUCGACGAAACUCUCGGUACAAACGCAGAGGGCGAACUCUUUUCAGUGGCCGUGUCAUCUUCGACCCGCAUCUCUAUCAACAAGGAAGGAGAGCUCGAGCUCUCGGCAUUCCUUUUCAAACCGACCUUCCCCAGCCAAACUGAUAAGGAAGUUGCAUCUCGGUUCCAGGAAACUAUCUCCAUGUGCCGAUUUCCGGAAACUCCUGAUUUCUCCACUUUGCAAGCCAAUUUCGCGCCACCGGUGGUCCCGCCGACGAUCAAAGUGAAGGAGAACCUCAUUCCGAACUUCAAGGGCAACGUCUACAUGCAGGGUGAUGUCCUUUAUGAGGAUAGGGCGUAUCAAUACGCCACAACGUCCUAUCCCGCGCAGGAUAUGACGCCGUACAUGGUGGCUUUUCCGUUCGACGAGGAAGACAUUGCUGCUGCAAUUGCGUUCGCAAAGUCAUUCCCGCAGCAGAAAAAUGUCGUCGGGCGCAGCGGGGGACACCAGUACAGCGGCCUUUCUUCGGGCGGUAACGAGACGAUUGUCCUCAGUAUGGACUAUUUCCGCGAUGUCAUUGCCGACCCGAACAACUUCCACAUCAUCACUGCCGGCGUGGGCGUUCGUCUUACGCACAUAGCAGAUGAGUUCGACAAGGCGGGUGUCACGGUGCCGCACGGCGAGUGUCCCCUUGUUGCGAUCGGGGGACACACACAGUCUGGAGGCUACGGGCAUCUGCUGCGCAGCUACGGUCUCAUCAUUGACCAUGUGCGCUCAUUCCGCAUCGUUGUGGGCGACGGGUCUGCACACGAAAUCCUCAAGCCGGGGGUUGUAGGUACGCGCUCGCUCCCGAAUAACGACGAUGUCUACUUCGCCGUGCUCGGGGGCGGGCCGAGCAGCUUUGGCAUUCUGACGACAAUCACGUACGACACGAUCAAGAACGUUGACCAUCCUUACUCGGGCGGCCUUAUGGCUACGCUGACAUACAAGAAGAAGUCGUUCAGGGCGAUUAUGGAGGAGCUUCAGGCGAGAACCGUGAAGAUUUGCGACGGUGAUACACUGCAAGCAGACAGUGACAUGAUGGCUAGCGCACUUUCGUUCGAUCUCCGCGGGUUUGCAGAGGGCAGCAUGAGCACGGACCAGCCUGAACCUGAGGGCGAUGCGAUCAUGGAGUUCCCGAUCAUGGGGCUGCCGCCAGAUCUCCCUUUUCUCCCGGACGGGAUUUUGCUGCUUGAACUUGUGUACGGAGAUCAUGAUGCAAGCGAGGAUACGAUGAACAGCACGAUUGACAGCUUCAACAAACUGUAUGAGAAGGUCAAGGUGAAGACAAUAAUCCCCCAAAUUUCCUUUACAUCGUUCAACGGAAAGAAGUUGCUGUCGUCCAUGUCGAAUGAUUUUGUGCGCCGCUUCGGCACCGGAAAGGAGGGCCGCGAGUUCCAGUAUCCGUACGAAAAGCGUCUCAACGGGUCGUUCGUGCCGCUGACGGACGGGUUCGUGACUGGAUUCGUGAACCUCUGCAGCGACGUAAUCAAGGACGAAAAAGUGCGGCUCGUGUUCCAGGUCGGGCUUGGCGGAAGCCAGCAUCUAAACGGCGGAAUGCAGAAGGCCGCAGACGGGAGCAAGGUAUCGAUUACGGGCUGCUCGCGUCGCAAGUGCUCGAUCCUCAUCGUGUUCGAUGUGUUCUACACGGCGGGUAACCAGGAAGUGGCAAAGCAGUACCAGGUGGCGAUGGGCGAGCUGCUUGACCGAGAGUUCCCGGAGGGCCAGGCGGUGCGCUUGCUCUGGGGCUGCUAUGGCGACACGGACAUCAAGAACGUGUGGGAUUAUUACUACGACAACCCGCAGCUUUACUCGAAACUGCAGGGCAUUAAGGAAGAUGUCGACCCGAAGGACGUUUUCCACACAAGGUUCAAUGUGCAACUGCCCUCUCAGCACAACAUCUCGUCUUAGCGCAAUAUGCGAGCGAGGCUGCGUCUUGAACGUCAACCUGCUUCGACAGUUAAGCUGAUAUGCAGCUCUCUUACAAAAGUAAAACUUGCUUUUCUGCUCUUCAGUUAGCAGUUAGUGACAAGGAA
Molecule: messenger RNA, 3047 nt
Organism: Chondrus crispus (carragheen)
Lineage: Eukaryota; Rhodophyta; Florideophyceae; Gigartinales; Gigartinaceae
Exons: 2
Coding region: 1-2922 (973 amino acids)
Molecular function (GO): oxidoreductase activity; FAD binding
Source: RefSeq, a predicted model, not a curated record